AACCAAACAAGAGAGAAAAAAAAAUGAGGUCCCCAUACCAUGUGAUCAUAGCCGUAUUUUUGUUCAUUUGUACGACCUUGUCUCAUAUUUGCAUAGCCCAAAACUCCCCUCAAGACUUUCUAGAGGUGCACAACCAGGCUCGUGCAGAGGUUGGUGUUGGUCCUCUCACAUGGAACCACACCCUCGAAGCCUAUGCUCAAAAAUAUGCGAAUGAGAGAAUCCCUGACUGUGAUCUCCAACACUCUAUGGGCCCUUUUGGUGAGAACCUUGCUGAGGGUUAUGGCGAAAUGAGGGGUUCAGAUGCUGUUAAGUUUUGGCUCACUGAGAAGCCUUACUAUGACUACCACUCUAACUCUUGUGUCCAUGAUGAGUGCCUCCAUUACACUCAAAUUGUUUGGCGUGAUUCCGUUCAUCUUGGGUGUGCUAGAGCUAAGUGUAACAAUGGCUGGGUUUUCGUCAUUUGCAGCUAUUCUCCACCGGGAAACAUUGAAGGCGAAAGACCUUAUUGA
This is a messenger RNA of Abrus precatorius (Indian licorice), 509 nucleotides long. RefSeq names its product basic form of pathogenesis-related protein 1-like. The transcript has a single exon. Gene Ontology annotation, cellular component: extracellular region. Lineage: Eukaryota; Viridiplantae; Streptophyta; Magnoliopsida; Fabales; Fabaceae. Bases 24 to 509 code for a protein of 161 amino acids. The record is from RefSeq and is a predicted model, not a curated record.